AUGAAAAGCUGCGCUAAGCGAGAGGCCGGCAGGAAGACUUUCAUGGAACAGGUGCGGGAGAGCAAGGAGAAUGGCUACCUCCUCUCCUCCAGGAAGAUUGGCUCUGGGGCCUUCUCCAAAGUCUACCUGGGCUACGCCACCCAAGAGAAGCUAAGACAGAACUACAAGCUGGCCGCAGACCUUCGGAGCAAGCGGCACUCCAUGGUGGCCAUAAAGAUCAUAUCCACAGCCAAAGCCCCCUUGGAAUAUUCCAGAAAAUUCCUCCCGAGAGAAAUCUACUCCCUUAAUGCAACCUACAAGCACAUCAAUGUGAUCCAGCUCUACGAGAUGUAUAGGAACAGCAGGUGCACCUACCUAGUGCUGGAGCUGGCCUCCCGUGGCGACCUGCUGGAGCACAUCAACGCCACCUCUGACCGCAGGGAGUGCCCCGGGCUGGAGGAGGAGGAGGCGCGAAGGCUCUUCCGCCAGAUCGUCAGCGCCGUGGCACACUGCCACAACGUGGGCAUCGUGCACAGAGACCUGAAAUGUGAGAAUAUCCUGCUGGAUGAGCGAGGCUUCAUUAAGCUGACAGAUUUUGGGUUUGCUAACCGCUACUCCUUGAAGAAUUCCCUGAUGAGCACGUUCUGCGGCUCUGUGGCCUACACGGCCCCCGAAAUCCUCAUGAGCAAGAAGUACAACGGAGAGCUGGCUGACCUGUGGAGCCUCGGUGUGAUCCUCUACGCCAUGGUGACCGGGAAGCUGCCCUUCAGAGAGCGCCAGCCUCCCAAGAUGAUCCACAUGAUAAAACAGGGCCUCUGCUUCCGGCAGCCCAUCUCCCCAGAGUGCCAGAACCUGAUCCAAGGCCUGCUGCAGCUGAAGCCUGGGGCCCGGCUGGGCUUGCAGCAGGUGGCCACGCACUGCUGGAUGCUGCCCGCCACCUCGGCCAUCUUCCACCAGGCGCUGAGCGCCACGGGCAGGCCCCCGGAGCUCGGCCCAGCCCUGGAGAAGCCGUCCGCCCAAGGCGAGAGCGGAGGCUCCAUCUCUUUGCUGCCAGAUCUGGAGAGCUCGGCCAAGCUUCCCGAGGGAGCCGCCAAGGGAACCAAAGCCCCAGCAGGCCCCCACGCUUCCUCUGCUCAGGACUUCUUCCCUGGCCGAGCCGAGAUGGAGGCCAAGGCUCCCGAGCUGAUCUCUGCCGGCUGCCUCCUUCAGCUGCCGUCGCCGUGCCAGGCUGAGCGCCCUCCCCAAUUCUCCCUGUACCGGCCCUGCCUGCUCUCUGGCCUCCGGCCCUUCCACCACCUCCCCAACUUCCGCAAGCCCGGCUCAGCCACCUCGGCCAGCGCCUACGUAGCCAGCUGGCGGCUGGGCGAGAAGAGCCCCGCUGUGGCAGCAGCGGUGGGCAGCGGCUCCUCCAAGCCGCUCAUCUCCCUCCACUCCAUGUCCGUGAUCCGGAAGCCCCCACCAGAGCCCCUCACCAACUAG
Molecule: messenger RNA, 1458 nt
Organism: Dermochelys coriacea (leatherback sea turtle)
Lineage: Eukaryota; Metazoa; Chordata; Testudines; Dermochelyidae
Product: testis-specific serine/threonine-protein kinase 5-like
Exons: 8
Coding region: 1-1458 (485 amino acids)
Biological process (GO): microtubule cytoskeleton organization; intracellular signal transduction; protein phosphorylation
Cellular component (GO): cytoplasm
Molecular function (GO): ATP binding; tau-protein kinase activity; protein serine/threonine kinase activity
Source: RefSeq, a predicted model, not a curated record